This is a messenger RNA of Poecilia latipinna (sailfin molly), 2268 nucleotides long. Its product is annotated as carbohydrate sulfotransferase 6-like. The record is from RefSeq and is a predicted model, not a curated record. Gene Ontology annotation, molecular function: N-acetylglucosamine 6-O-sulfotransferase activity. The transcript has a single exon. Lineage: Eukaryota; Metazoa; Chordata; Actinopteri; Cyprinodontiformes; Poeciliidae. The coding region runs from base 779 to 1915 and encodes 378 amino acids. Gene Ontology annotation, biological process: N-acetylglucosamine metabolic process; sulfur compound metabolic process.
UAAGCUUAAGUUUAUUUCUGGUAGGCGAUGAGACGGACAUCUCUAGAGAGAUAGUCCAACAGGAAGCUCAGAUGCCAAUUUUAACAUCAUUUGGGGCAAACGGUUGGUUCCAAAAAUACUACCACAUGAACAAUCAUGUUAAUAUGGACCAAAAUCUCAGGAAUGCUUCAGACACAUUGUUGAAUAAAAGCAGUUCAUAAUAAAAUGGCCUGUUCAGUCGAGAACUUUCCUAACAGCUACCUGAAGCAUUAUUAUAAUAUUUAUGCUUUGUAAGCAGUAAAAGAAGGUAAAUAUUUAGCUUUGUUACAAUGAAAGAUUGUACAGGUGAUGGCUCCACCCUCACAUCCUGAAUCCUUCUGAAUUCAAGUACUCGUCUACACGUGUUUUGCUCAGUGGGUAUUUUGUCUUUUUCAGACCACAUUCUGUAAGCAGAAGAGAUGAUUAUGAGUGAAAAUACCAGCAAAUCAGCAGUUUCUGAUAUUAUUCCCCUGGCAACACAAGCAUGACGCUUUCAAAGUAAUUUAAAUCCUAUUUUUUUCAACCUCACUUUAACCUUCUGCAUGUAGUUUUCAUUUUGAUGCCCAAAUUUAUGAAACUGGCUGAACUCAUUACAAUUGUACAUCUAGAAUUUGUUUCAACAAGCAACUGACGAAUUUCUAACUCCUAUUUUUUGCAUGUUUUUUUUUUUUCAGAAGAAAUGUGUCUGUGCACCACAAAGGAUAAAAGAAGGCUGAAAUAGACUUCAGAUUUUGAAGCCUACAUUAACAUAAAGUUCACGAUGAUUCCCCGUUGCAGAUUCAGAACCUUAAUUCUCCUGGGCGUCCUGCAGGGGGCAGCAGUGGUGCUGUUCUAUGACUGGUACACCAGGAUCAGCCCCCGUCACUCUCCUCCCCCUGAAGGCCGCAAGGUUCACGUUUUGCUGCUGUCGUCAUGGAGAUCUGGUUCGUCCUUCCUGGGUCAGGUGUUCAGUCAGCACCCGUCUGUUUUCUACCUCAUGGAGCCCGCGUGGCACGUGUGGACUAGAAAUCACAAAUCCGGGGCAAAGAGUCUCCGAGUGCCUGUGAGGGAAAUGCUGUGGGGUUUAUACAAGUGCGACUUCUCGCUGAUCAGAGACUACCUGCCAGGAAACCCUCGUCUGUCCUCCUUUUUCAUGUGGACCCGGAGUCAGGCGCUGUGCUCGCCGCCGGCCUGUCCCGUCAAAUCAGCCAAUGAGAGUCACUGCAGCCAAGCGUGUCACUCUGCAAGCCUGGACAAAGCGCAGGACGCCUGCACAACAUACACUCAUGUGGUUUUAAAAGAAACUCGCUUCUUUGAGAUGGAGUCCCUUUAUCCCCUUCUGCUGGACCCCAACCUGGACCUCCGAGUGGUUCAUCUGGUCCGGGACCCUCGGGCGGUGAUGCGGUCCAGGGAGGAGUCAGCGUACCUCCUCGACAGAGAUAGCGUUAUAGUCCUGGAGCACAGAAACGUGUCCGCGGCCGACAGGCAGUACGAAGUCGUACGAGAAAUCUGCCGCAGUCACCUGGACAUUUAUGAGAGGGGGUUCCUCGACCCGCCUCCGUUUCUGGAGGGUCGCUACAAACUGGUUCGCUACGAAGACGUGGCACGAAAUCCACUAACAGAGUUGAAUAGUAUUUAUGAGUUUGUAGGUUUAAAGAUGACCUAUGAGGUGGAGGGAUGGAUCCAAAAGAUGACGCAUGGACGGGGGAAAGGCGGCGGGAACGUAGCUUUUAAAAUCACCUCCAGGAACGCAUCUGAAGUGUCGCAGGCUUGGCGCACCGUGCUGAAGCACAGCAAGGUCCAGCGCAUUCAGGAGCUGUGCAAAGGCGCCAUGUUGCUGCUGGGCUACAGGACGGUAGAGAGCGAAGAAGAACAGAAGAGACUCGAUAUCGACCUGUUGGACCCUGGGCAGCCAUGAAGAGCUCAGCUUCCAGGUUAGACCAAAAAAGUAGGGGUGCACCGAUUUAUCGGCCGGCUGAUUUCCUUAAUUAGGAGAUAAGUGAUCGGCCGAUUUUUACAUGUGAAGUCGAUCUUAACCACAGAUACUAUCAACCUCGGCAAAGGUCUAAAAAUCGACCACUGUGCUUUUCUUUUCUCCAGUGAGAGAAGUUUGACUGACAAACCAGCCGACCAGGUCAUGUCUGCACAUUUACAGUUAACAAUAGUCACCUCAAUGUUGCCAAUUCAACAACUUUCUUGAUAUAUUGAGCUACAUUUCAGACAAAAAAAAAUGGUAUUGGCCAAAAUGGGAAUCGGUAAGUUAGGCUUUUU